UUGUUCGCUUUUUAUACGGUGCUGUGAGCCUUAUCAACGGAGCUUCUCUCCAUUUCAUUUUCCAGCACAAAUCUCCAUCCAUGGCGGCUCCUUUUGCUACUACACCUCUGUCCAAGGUUGGUUUGCUCUCUUGUUCCAAUAGCGCCUCACAAACCAGAGCUUAUGGUCCCCGUACUUCGGUUAACCUCCAUAGGGUUCAAUUGCCGUCGAAUCUUUCGUCGGCCUCGAGUUUUCUCUGCGGCUCGUUGCAUUUUCCUUCUCUGAGAACAUCUUGGAACCCGUUGUCUUCGAGGACUGCUGUCCGUAGCUCGGUCCGAGCUAGUGCUGAGGUCGUACCUCAAGCAAAAGUAACAAACAAGGUAUAUUUCGAUGUGAGCAUUGGUAAUCCAGUAGGGAAGCUUGCUGGGAGGAUUGUGAUUGGAUUAUUCGGGGACGAUGUGCCCAAAACGGCAGAGAACUUCCGUGCUCUUUGCACAGGAGAAAAGGGCUUUGGAUACAAAGGUUCUGCAUUUCAUCGAGUAAUCAAGGAUUUCAUGAUACAAGGAGGUGACUUUGACAAGGGAAAUGGAACUGGGGGUAAGAGCAUAUACGGUCGUACAUUUAAAGAUGAAAACUUCAAAUUGAGUCAUACUGGUCCAGGAGUUGUCAGCAUGGCGAAUGCAGGUCCAAAUACUAACGGAAGUCAGUUUUUCAUAUGCACUGUCAAGACGCCAUGGCUGGAUCAGAGGCAUGUGGUUUUUGGGCAAGUCCUGGAAGGGUUCGACAUUGUUAAGCAGAUUGAGGCACAAGAAACAGACCGUGGAGACCGUCCAUUGAAGAAGGUCGUCAUCAGUGACUGUGGGGAGCUUCCAGUGGCCUAAUUUCACCACAUCCAGUAAUCCUAUCUUGUUCUUCCUUAGGAUUAGCUACUCUUAAUUCAAAUUGCCUUCCGUUGAGUGUGCCUGUAAAAUGUAUUGUUGAAGAAAUUGAGGUGUGGAAGCGGGAUUUUAUUUGAAAUUAGAUGCUUUUUGUGACAGGAAUUAUGCAAGGAAAUUGUCCAAGAGGCUGCCUUUUUUUGGGAGAGAAAUAAAGAGGUUGCCUUAAAAACUAUGUCGUUUAAGGAUCUGUGUUUUUCUUUUAAUUUCGAGUAGAUUUUAUUUGGUUUUG
Messenger RNA from Cucurbita pepo subsp. pepo (vegetable marrow), 1146 nucleotides. RefSeq names its product cyclophilin 20-2 (gene PNSL5). The record is from RefSeq and is a predicted model, not a curated record. Gene Ontology annotation, biological process: protein peptidyl-prolyl isomerization; protein folding. Gene Ontology annotation, cellular component: cytoplasm. Gene Ontology annotation, molecular function: peptidyl-prolyl cis-trans isomerase activity; cyclosporin A binding. NCBI's taxonomy places the organism in Eukaryota, Viridiplantae, Streptophyta, Magnoliopsida, Cucurbitales, Cucurbitaceae.